AUUUUAUAUUCUACUUAGGUUUUACAAGUGUGCUGGUGCUUCUCACAAGUUAAAAAAACAUUUUACACCGUCUUCAUCAGAUCUGGUUCUCUUUUUGAUGUAUGUUUUCGUAUUAGAGUGAACUGAAUUUAGGGUUUCGUUUGGUUCUUCAUUUAAUCUUGCCGCUUGGUCGAUUUUUUUUUGUACAGUUUGCACAGCAAGAGCAGCUUUCAUCUACCAGAAGCAUAAUUGCAUUGAUGUGUUGUGGAAAACUUUCUUACUCCUGAGUUGAUAUGGGUUUUGAUAUUGAAUGCAUAAUUGACAUCCAUACCUAUCCUGGAGAGUAUUUCUGUCCUGUUUGUCGCACACUCAUAUUUCCUAAUGAAGCCGUCCAAUCACAGUGCACUCAUCUCUACUGCAAACCUUGUCUGGCACAUGUUGCCAAUGGGAGCCGAGCCUGUCCUUAUGAUGGAUACUUGGUGACUGAAGCAGACUCUAAAGCCCUUAUCGAGUCGGACAAGACACUUGCUGAAAGCAUAGGCAGAGUUAAAGUGCGUUGUCUCUAUCACAGAAGUGGAUGCACAUGGGAAGGUUCCUUCUCUGAUUGCACUUCCCAUUGUUCUGGGUGUUCCUUUGGCGACUCCCCAGUUGUAUGCAAUAGAUGUGGAGUCCAGAUUGUGCAUCGACAAGUGCAUGAGCAUGCCCUGAGUUGCCCUGGUGUAUAUCCUGCACAACAGGCAACUCAUGGUGCCCAGGAUAAUCCUAGCUCUGGUGCAGCCACCACUGCUGCUGGUACCGACUCGAAUAAAACUAAGGCUCAUUCAGGAACUCCAGCAUCACAGACACCAAACCCUCAAACCACAACUGCUUCUCUGCUUCCUGGACAAGAUCCCAAUCAGCAAACAAAUGCCAGCUCUCAGGCUCUUGCUACUGCUUCAGCUGGUAUGCCUACUUCAGAGCAGUGGUAUCAGCAGUAUUAUCAGCAAUAUGCUGCUGGAUAUGAGCCUUAUCAACAGCAAACUUAUCAACAAUACUAUCCUUAUCAGCAACAGCCCCUCCAACAAUAUCAGCAACAACCUCACAUUUACAUGCAGCCACCAGCACAACCCCAGACCCUGGCCCCAGCCCCAGCCCAGCCCCAAUCCCAGCCGCAGCCACUUAAUCCUCAAUCUCAUACUCAAAUGCAAGCUCUACCUAAAGGGCCAACUCAACCACAGGUUCAACCUCUGGCACAACAGCAUCAAAACCAGGUUCAAGUCAACCCAGUACAGCAGCUCCCACCUACUAUGCAACCUCAUGCCCAAAUUCCAUCACAAAUAUAUCCAGCUUCUCGUGCUCAUCCACCUACUCAGCCUCCGCCAUAUUCACAGACCUAUUCAAUGCAGCCUCAUUCACAACAAUAUGUGCAAGUGCCACAGUAUCAGCAGCCUCCUGCCCUGGUUCAUCCCCCUCCAUCCUCUCAAGCCCAACCACAUCCUCCUGUGCAAGCACAACCUCAUUCACAACUCCAGCCGCAAAUAAAUGUGCAACAUCAUCCACAAUCUCAUGGCCAAUUGCGCCCUCCUCAGGUCGGCCAGCCUGCUCAUGCACAGGGUCAGACCCUCCCUUCAACAGCCAAUGCAGUUUCAGGUUUCCAUUCCUAUCCACAAACCCAGCUUACGCAGCAAGUGGCUACAGGGAUGUCACAGCAACCUCCAAUGUACCCACAUCCUACUAGUGGGUCUAUGCCUCUGGUUCAAACUCAUGGUCAGGUUCCUCAACCUCCCUUAAUGCGCCCACCUCUGGGUCUAAUCGGCAAUCAGCAACCGGGGCUGGUACCUUCUCAAGGUCAAGUUCCUGCACAAUCUCAACUUUAUCCUAUUGCUCAGCAAGCAGGACACUCAAUUCAGCAACAUCCUGGUCAGUCUAAUCAACAGCCAAUGUCUCAACAGUACAGUCAUCAUCAUACAUUUCCUGGUCCAUUUCCGAGCCAAUCUCACCAGCAAGGUCAUUUUACUCACCAGCAGCCGUUGCAGUCUCAGUUUCGCCCACAAGGUCUUCCUAAUGUGGUGCCUCAAAGUUUGCAUGCGUAUAUUCAACCGCAGCAAAAUGCCACCUUACCACCUCCCCCACAACCUCAACAAUCUCAAGCAUAUAUAGGAAGGCCUGGGAUGCAAAAUCAUGUCCAGUCGAUUUCACAGGCUCAUGGUGGAUAUAAUAGUACAGCCCAGGUUAGACCUGUCCAGCCUGCUUUAAGCCAGCCGCAAAUAAAUCCAAGUUAUGGGAACUACACGGGCAAUGAGCAUGAGUCGAUGGAUCAGAAGAAACGGUUAGCCCUAGAAAGUAAAGGUGAUCUGUUACCUGACAAAACUGCUGGAAGGAAAGAAGUGGGAGUUCCUUCCCAGGACAAUGCUCAAAAGGAUCUAAAUUCUCUUCCAGCCAAAUCAAUUGAUGAUGAGUACAGACAGAGGGCCAGCAGUGAUAUAGAUGUCCAUAGGGGUGAUUCAGAUGAGCUUAUGGACAAAAGAACUGUUAAGAAAGAGGAAGAUGACACUUUUUUGAAGCCUAAAUCUGCUGCCAAAUCAGCCGAUGCAACAGUUAAACCAGACAAAGAUGCCUGUGAUGAUGUUCCAAAAGAACUGGACCAGACUCUGGAAAAGCAUGAAUCUUCUGAUGCUACCGAUGGUUCGAUUAAGAAUCUGAACUCUGGAAGAGAUUCACAUGACGCUACCACUGACGGAGGGGUUUUUCAGCAGUAUGGGCAUGGGAUGCCACAGCCGAAAUAUGGACCGUCUGCUCAGCAAAGGCCCGUUGGUCCUAUGAUAAUAUCACCAGUGCGACCUGCAGGCAGUACUUCUCAUGGCCAACUCCCUGGAUAUCCCCCCACUGCAAUGAUGCCUUCAGGGAAUGUACCUCAGGCUGGUCAGCCAUUGAAUUCUCUUGAUCAUCGUCCACAAUUCCUGAAGCAGCCUAGUAGUGCCCCCCUUGGUGGUAUCCCUGGUCCAGGGUCUAUUACAACCUUUGCUAGGGGGCAUGGUCAUUUUCCUCCACCAGGUGAGUUCCCAGAGGGGAUUACGGGAGUAGGAAGAGCACUGUUAAGUGGUGCUGAAAUUCCUAGUGGAACACAACAGUCGGUUAAUCCAGCAGAGGCUGAAAUGUUUCAAAACCAAAGGGUGAAUCGUUUUGAAGGAAAUCAAUCAAACCCAUUUUCCUCAGGGUCUUUUGAGAAGGUUCCAUUUGUCCAACCUAGAAGUAUGGAAUCUGCUAGGGAUAAAAGGUUGAAGGCGCCUAUGGCGGAGCAUUUAAUUCCUUUACCAGUGCCUUGUGAUCAAGGAUCACGGCCACAUGACAAACCUCCUCACGGAUUAGGAUAUGAUUCUGGAUCAAAAUUUGAGGCCAGUACCGGGGUUCCACCGAACAGAUUAUUGCCUCCACAUCAUCCUCCUGGUUCGAUGCAUUUCAAGGAUAGUGGAGAAAGAGAAGCACCACUUGGUCCAAAUGACGAUGAUAGAAAAAGGGGAGGAUCUGGAUUGGGUGUGCAUCAUAUGGAUUAUUUGUCUGCCAGAAACCCUGAUGGGGAGUUAUUUAACAUUCCACAACGUGGAUUUGUAAGUCACUCAGGUUUUGAUGAUACUGGUGGCAGAGAGCCCCGUCAAUUUAUUGAAGGGCCAGGACAUUUCAAUUUACCUUCCAAUCUAGCUGGCGGCUUAUACUCUAAUGGUAGGUUCCAAGCUUUGCCUGGCCAUCCACAUGGAGUAGAGACUGAUGGUCUUGGGGAUUUGAGAGGUGGUGAGCAUACUACCUUUGGUCGUCCUUACAAACAUGUCCAGAGUGGUGAUCUGUUUGGAAAAGACAUGCCGAGUCAUUUGCAUCAUGAUGAGUCUUUGGAUCCUCCGAAAUUACCAAGUCAUUUACGUUUUGAUAAACCUGGUGGCUUUGGUUCCUUCGCUGGCCGUGCUUAUAUGGGGGAGUUGUCUGGGUUUGGAGAUAUUCCUGGUUUUGAUGAAUCAAUUGGACGCAACAAACCUGGUAUGCCACAGUUUGGGGAGCCUGGCUUCAGGAGCUGGUAUCCUGUUCCGGGGUAUCCGAAUCACGGACUUUAUGCAGGUGAUGUGGACUCCUUUGAUAGACCAAGAAAGAGGAAGUCCACGAGUAUGGGAUGGUGCCGCAUUUGCAAGGUUGAUUGUGAAACCGUUGAGGGCCUAGAUAUGCAUUCACAGACAAGAGAGCACCAGGAUAUGGCUAUGGAUAUGGUCAGGUCUAUCAAGGAGCAAAACCGAAAGAAACAGAAGACUUUUAGUGAUCGUGCUUCAGUUGAAGAGAAAGGGAGGACUAGAAAGGCAGUGUUCGAGAGCCGUGGUAGAAAGACUUGAGCUUGGGAUAGUAGAUAGGAAGUGAAAGGCUGUGUUUGAUGGUUGUAACUAAGCCUUCAGUCAAGCAUUUGCACCGCAAUGUAGGUGAUUAGCUUUACAAUCUUUCUUCUUCUUCUGGGGGUUUUAUCCUAGCUUUGUCAUUUCAGGUUGCCGCCCUGUUGUUGGAAGAUGGUUUGGAUUGGAAGUUUCUGUGGCAGUUAAGUUGUUUUGCCCAUGGUUUUGAAAACUUAUUUUUCCUGUAUUAGAACAAUUAUGUCAACUUAGUCCUAGUGGAUCUGUAGCUAUAUUCUGCACUUUCUUCCUUAUGCAACCUAGUUCAGGGAAAGUCUCCUGCUAAUUAUAUGUUGCUAUGCAUUAGUUUCAGUUCUUAUGCGAGAGUUCCUAUAAUAUGUAUGCUCUGAUCUUACCUCUGUCUUCUAGUGCUCGUUCAUGCUUCGGGAAUGAAAUAGUAACUAAUUGUGAUGCUUCAUUGGAUAUGGAGAUAGUGAAGGCCUGAUCCUUAAAUAAUAAUGAGAAUCAUAUCAAAUCAUACCUUCUUUUGUUAUUCCUUAAUUUUUGUUGGUCAACAGAAGAAAACUUCUCCAUAAAGAAUUGGUAUAGAAGUUCUUCUGUCUGCUUCCUAGCCAAAACACUACAUCCUCUUUUGAAAAAAGAAAAAAAAGCAAAACUGUAUCUGAAGAUCAGUUUGGCCCUGACAGUGCACAGUUUGCUGUGCAGCAUCUUAAGUAAAAAGGGCAUUGCCGCACUGGAAUGUGCACUUCAUUUUUCUUAACUAAAUAUACACUUUGCGUAAGAGGGAUUCUUAUGGCCACUUUUGGGCUGCAGUGAUACAUAAAGCAGAGACGCACACAGUUAUCCAGAAAGAAAAGAACUGCUGAGACAGAGACAGAACCUGUGAUCCAUGAACGUACUAUACAGUUAGCAACUGGAGUUAAAAUAUAACUUCCGCUUUACAAUUUACCAUUCUAGUUUUUAGAAUAUGUACAGAGCUUGCAGGUACUAGAAAAGUCUAAAUUACAUUAAAAAACUUGAAUGGAACUGGUUCUAGUGGAACUAAAUCAUAGUGAUGGUCCAUAUGGCUGAUCUCAGCUGGCUUGGGAUUGAGGCGUAGCACUUGGUGAGACAUCCUUUUCAUUGCUUGGAGAUGCUUUUCUGGUCUUAACAUUGAAGUUCAGUUAGGGUCGUCUUGUUUUUUGUUUUUCGUUUUUCUAUGGUGUCUCCAUGUUUACUAAAAUUGACCGGUGUACGAGCUGCGGAGUUAUGUACCAUUGCAACCAUUAGAUUGGUAUAUCAAUAAAACUGUACAACAAUUAUUAUGAAAAUUUAUAAUUGGUGGCUCUCGGUUAACAGACUAUCAAUAUUAGAUUGCUGUUUUUCUUGAUUGAAGGGAAGGGGUUUGUGUUAUUUAAUGGCCAACCAAAAAAAGAGACUAUGAAAAGACACAUUUAUACUAAUAAGACUGAAAUUUCCUAGUUCGGAUGACAUGUAAAUGGGGUUUGGUCAAAGGAGAUCUGUUAGUGAAGAUAAUUGAAGCUUGUUCGUCAUAAUACAUUAUCCUUUGAACUGUGAACAUAAAAUGCAUAACUUCUGUGUUGGGGGAUGGGAGAAGCUUCUCCGGGCAAUUGUCUUCUGCCACACAGCAGUAAAAUUUGUUUUUACUAUAGGGCUCUUUUGUUGUGCAUCUCUUUUCAUACUUGCCUGCAGUUUUAUUUUGUGAUGUUCUCUCAUGCCUCGAGGAUGCAUCAUAAUUUUCAUGGUUCUUUACUCGUUAAUAUUGGAAUUCCUGAUUCCCUGGCCUAGGUUUGUUGAGCUAAUUUGUCUAUUGCACAAGGUUAUUUCACCAAGCUAGGUUGCUAAUGUUCCGAUCUCUCCAUUCUUGGGACUGGUUACCUGACAGAUGUAGCUUAGUUGUAAAGACGAGGUUUUAAUGAUGGAAAAUAUUCUUGAAGUUGAUCUGGUAUUAUGAUAUUGAACCUCUUUUUGAGAAACGUUUAUGAAGUUCUCUGGUCAUCAUAGUUUGAAUACUUUGCAGGAUGUUGACAAUGUAUUUAGGUUAUUCUUUAUUAAGACUUUGAUUCGUUCUAUAUCAUCAAAGUGGAAUUUAGCCAUAAGACCAUACAGAUUGCUGAAACAAAAUUGAUGGAUAUACAAUGUCAGUGUACUAACAUAAAGGAAAGCCAGCGAACAGAAAGUAAUAAAGGCGGUCUAUGACAGUCCAUACUAUAACAAAAUUGAUGGACAAACAAUUCAACAUAAUUGUAAUUAACAUCAAGAAAGAACAGGGUACAAAAAAGAGGCUAUAAUCCUUCACUGCAACACUAGUGUAAAGAACUGUGAACAAAAAGGAACCUGGAUCUUUUGGAGACAUGGAUUUUCACUUAUUUGAUAAUCUCAGUUGUUGUCUAUGAUGGAGGGUUGAUGUUGAUAUGGAGAGUUUGGAGACCACGAUUAAGAUUCCUGAAUAUAUGAUUAAGAGGUUAUAAAAAUUGGUUUCUGUUGUAGCUUUUUUGUUAAAUUUGUAUGAGUUUUUUUAUUUUAUUUUUUGAUCAAAAGGGGUGUAUGAGACAUUUUUGAUAAAUAAGAAGUGUUCCCAAAUUGUUGUUGUUAAUGAUGCCUGUAGUUUUGACAACAAUUGCUUGACAUAGGUUAAAUCAUGGAGCUUCAUAAACUUUAGGCCCGGAGACACGAUGCAGAGUUUAUAGAUUGAGGUGCUUUCUUAGUAUGUGUUACAGGAGAAUAGCAAGGGUACAUCUAACCAUUUAAAAGGAUGAGGGAGUCUUUUGUAUUGUUUUAAUGUGACUAGGAACUUGUAUGUCUGAGCUUUUAGUCAGGUUAUGGAAUUCAGUUCUUUGCCUUGGAACACAUGCAUGUGCUGCUUUAGAAGUGUUUUUGUUAGUACUGUGUUAUGCAGAAAGCCAGAAUCUGGGAUAUCUGACAAGCCAAAACAUUAAUGAAUUUUGCAUAUACUAACUUUCUUUCUUUCCUUGCUCAAUUUGGGGUGAAGCCUAGGUGAAUGUUAAAGUAAUAAAAAUGGCGAACUGCAGUUGCUGUAAAGCAUAUUAUGUAGUAAACAUGCAAAAUAAGCAAUGGUAGUUCAUAUUGCUAAAAUAUAGUUUAGCAAUGUUGCAAGCAGGAACUCCAUUUCCACAUGGGAAAAUUAGUCUAGCUAAGUGCGGUACCACUAUAUUCUGCUGGAUAAUGUUGACAGGAAGAACCCAAUGUAAGAUCUUCUCAAUUGCACGACGAAGCAUCUAGACAUUCCUGAGGAUCACCUUUGUCAUUAGUUAGGAGUGGUUACACAUUUCAACUUCCAUUGCAGGCUGUUUAUGAAAGUACAACCAUCAGGAAGAAUGUUGUAGUAUUUGUUUGUAAAAUAAAAGGGUGAUCUUCAAUGUAGGCAGUGUCUUUUAUUGUUUCUACCUUUGUUCUUUGAUAAACGAACUCUUUGAUCUUUCCCUUCAUUUUGAUAUUAGAGCUGGAAGAGUAAAUACAGCUCUAUGUUAAUUUUACCCUGUAAAGGCUGUUGGGGAUGUAUUAGUUACAGCAAGUAAAGAUGAUUGAUGUGAAGAUAUGUACAUUUUUCAAGUUUAAAGCAAAUGAUUUGUAAAUA
Messenger RNA from Solanum pennellii, 7941 nucleotides. RefSeq names its product trithorax group protein osa-like. Bases 273 to 4331 code for a protein of 1352 amino acids. Lineage: Eukaryota; Viridiplantae; Streptophyta; Magnoliopsida; Solanales; Solanaceae. The transcript is spliced from 9 exons. The record is from RefSeq and is a predicted model, not a curated record.